Verticillium alfalfae VaMs.102 is the source of this 1801-nucleotide messenger RNA. RefSeq lists its product as hypothetical. Bases 140 to 1801 code for a protein of 553 amino acids. Gene Ontology annotation, molecular function: transmembrane transporter activity. The record is from RefSeq and is a predicted model, not a curated record. The transcript has 4 exons. Gene Ontology annotation, biological process: transmembrane transport. Lineage: Eukaryota; Fungi; Ascomycota; Sordariomycetes; Glomerellales; Plectosphaerellaceae.
AACCCUUUCAGUGGGACGCGCCAUGUGUGAACAUAAAGAGUGGGAAGGUCCGCCGUCCGAGGAAUGAGGGUUGGACAUGCGAGCAUCUGCCUACUAAUUGCAACAUUGUCAGCGAUUCCUGCGCAACUUCGCUUUCAACAUGGCCUCGCCUCAGUCGCCCAUGCCCGCCCGGGACGCCGAGCAGUCGGUUGAGACUCCCAGCGUGCGUGAUAGCAAUGACGAGAAGACGCAAGCCACCGCCAAUGUCGACGCAGCCUCGUCUGACCAUGCAUCAGACGACCUCCAGCCCGUGCCCCUGUCGUGGAAGCUGGCGUCCAUUGUCCUUGUCACCAUGAUCGGUUUUGGCUCGAGGUGGAGCUCCGGCAUCACGGGCGCCAUGAAGAGCACGAUGAAGAAGCAGCUCAAGAUCAACAACACGCAGUUUUCUCUUCUCGAGGCCAGCGAGGACUUUAUGGUCACAGCCCUUAUGCUUCUCAGCGGUCUCGUCACGGACCGCAUUGUUGGUGCUGGUGCCAUGCUCUACGGCAACGUCAUCUUCACUGUUGGCUCCAUCCUUGUCGCUGGCGCGGCGCAGACCCGCUCGUACAAGUUCAUGAUUGUCGGCCGCAUCAUCAGCGCCCUCGGUGACAUUGCGACUCAGGUCGCCCAGUACAAGGUCUUUUCCUCCUGGUUUGCCCCGUCCAACGGUUUCGCUUCGACCCUCGGCUUUGAGCUCGGCGUCGGCAAGCUGGGUGCCUUUGCCGGCAAGUCUUCAGCCAACAUCAUCGCCAAGAAGACGGGCAAUUUUGCCUGGGUCUUCUGGGUCGCCGUGUUCAUGAACCUGUUCACGAAUGUCGUGACGGGCGUCUUCUACUGGUUCACCAGGGUCGCGCACCGCAGGUACCACGGCGUCAGGGACCCCGCUACCGGCGAGACGCUCGUCGAGAAGAAGAAGAAGAUGGACCUGCACAAGGUUGUCGAGCUUCCCUGGAGCUUCUGGUGCAUCCUCGCCUUUUCUCUCUUCCAGACGAGCACUGCCAAUGUGUUCCUGCAGAACGCCACUGAGCUGGCCGAGCAGCGCUUCGACACAAGCUCCAUCACGGCCGGCUGGUACAGCGCCACCACGCAAUAUGCCGGUUUCUUCAUCGCUCCCAUCAUGGGCGUCGUUAUGGAUCUAUACGGCAACCGCGUGUCCUCCCUCGUCUUCUGCGGCGUUGGCACCUUCACCGCCAUGCUGCUUGUCUGCUUCGCCAGCGGCACCUCGGGCACGGCAGCCUCAUUUGGUGUCUUUGCCGUCGCCGUGAACUUUGGCCCCGUCACCAUCAUUGACUGCAUUCGCACGACAAUGUGGGACAACUCGGUCUUCGGCACCGCCUACGCUCUCAAGGUCACGAUGAACAACGCGUACGCAGCCCCUCGCCCUCCCCCCAGCUCCGCGUACAACGCACCGUUUACUAACACGUGCCCCCCCAGCAUGAACAUUAUCGUCAGAGUCGUCACGGGUGUCAUUCAGGACAACGACAACAACUCGUACGACAAGGUGACGAUUGUCUACGUCGUCCUCGCCGGCCUCUCGGUCGUUGUGUCCGCCGUCCUCAUCCUCCUCUCGUGGAGGUCCGUCGACAUUCGGCACCUGCAGUGGACCAGAAAACACCGCAUCGCGCGCGGCGAGGAGCUCAACGAGCGGAACGAGCGAUUCCACCAGGAAAUGGGCGCCAAGAAUAAGAAGAUCUCCAAGAUCUGCUUCGGCUCCCUCGUGCUGCUUGUCCUUGGCGGAUGGAGUGCGUACUUUUGGGGCGUUGCCACCGGCAACAAUAGCUAA